AUGUCCAUUCCCGAACCUUACCAGGACGUCCAGCUGCCGCUCCCAGACCCGGAGGCGUACCCCGGCGAGCCGAGGGAGUAUGCUCGCGCUCUCAUGCAGCGCAAAGACGAUAUCGAGAAGGAGAUCGACGCACUCAACGACGUCCUCGCUUCUUACUCUAUCCGACAUGCCCGUGCCGCCCUGGCCCGACUGAGGAAUGACCGCGCUGAGGUUGUACGGCGGCUGGCGUCGGCGCUCGAGGGCGCCUUCUCUUCCGGUGGAGGGCCCUUGGAGUCAUCUACUGAGCCCCUGCCGAACGGAACAUCAAACGGAUCGUCAUCUGCAACCAACGGGCGUAGCAACGGUGCCUCCAGCGCAGCAGGUGCGAACGGCUUCGAACUGCCUGAUACCUGGCCUGAGCGCCCGCUCGCUAAGGUCAACACUGUUGCUGGAGGAAGUCCAGCCGCUGAUGCUGGUCUUCAGCCGGGCGACCUCAUCUACACCUUCGCUGGCAUCCAGGCGCCAACGGCCAUGGCCGCCAUCGGUCCGCUCGUGCAGCGUAGCGAGGGAUUGACUCGCGGGCCCCACUGGUGUGGCCACUUUGCUGCUCCAAAGGAUACUGUCCCCGCCACCGAUGUCGGCACGUCAAGUACCGUGAGCUUCCAGACGAUUGUGAGAGCUGACCACCAGCCAAAGACUAAGAAUGCGAGAGCUUGGUGGGCUUUGGCAGGAGCCGAUGUUCAGAACGACAACCUGCAAAUCAGCUCGUUGGACGUUACCGCAGCUGACCUGCAGCCUCUCACCUACUGUCGCACACGAAUGAUCAUACAGUCGCUUCCAUCAGCUGUCAUCAGGAUUUCCGAUGAGAUGGAAGGCCGGGUGAGCUUGACCGAUUCUCCUCAAGCUGACGCCCAGAUCACGCUGCACGCUAGUGGUCUGACUCAUGCCCCUGUUCUCCCACAGCGUGAGCUUCUUGCCGGCAAUCCUAGCUGA
This is a messenger RNA of Trichosporon asahii var. asahii CBS 2479, 972 nucleotides long. Its product is annotated as ubiquitin-dependent protein catabolism-related protein. The transcript has 6 exons. Gene Ontology annotation, molecular function: protein binding. Gene Ontology annotation, cellular component: cytoplasm; nucleus. Gene Ontology annotation, biological process: proteasome regulatory particle assembly. Bases 1 to 972 code for a protein of 323 amino acids. The record is from RefSeq and is a predicted model, not a curated record. Lineage: Eukaryota; Fungi; Basidiomycota; Tremellomycetes; Trichosporonales; Trichosporonaceae.